UUCUUUUUUCUGUUGAGUAUUGACAUUCAAGGUGCCUUAGUUUUUAUCAUUAAAUAUUUUGUUUUUCAAUUCAUAGUCUAUAAAUUGGGUAUUUAGUAGUGAUUGCUGAUAUACAGACAGCAGCUGAGGUCUUUCCCAUUUCAUUGUUUUCUUGAUUUGCAUUGUUGGAGUAAGGAAGGAAGGAAGGAUGUCUUACUCUCUGGUGACCGAUUUGAUCAAUUUAGACCUCAGCGAUUGCUCCGAGAAGGUUAUUGCAGAGUACAUAUGGAUCGGCGGAUCAGGCAUGGAUAUCCGCAGCAAGGCCAAAACCUUGCCGGGACCUGUUUCUGAUCCAAAGGAUCUCCCUCAAUGGAAUUAUGACGGAUCCAGUACCGGACAAGCCCCUGGAAAGGAUAGUGAGGUCAUUUUGUACCCUCAAGCUAUCUUCAGAGAUCCAUUCCGUAGAGGAAAAAAUAUUUUGGUGAUCUGUGAUACAUACACCCCAGCUGGUGAGCCCAUCCCCACCAACAAACGGGCAGCUGCUGCCAAAAUCUUUAGCAACCCAAUUGUCGCUGCCGAGGAAACAUGGUAUGGGAUAGAACAAGAAUACACGCUUCUGCAGAAGGAUGUGAAUUGGCCACUGGGGUGGCCUGUGGGUGGUUUCCCUGGUCCCCAGGGGCCCUACUACUGCUCUAUUGGGGCUGAUAAAGCCUAUGGCCGUGAUAUUGUGGACGCCCACUACAAGGCAUGUCUAUACGCUGGCAUUAACAUCAGCGGUAUUAAUGGAGAGGUCAUGCCUGGUCAGUGGGAAUUCCAAGUUGGUCCGUCUGUUGGAAUUUCAUCAGGCGAUCAAGUGUGGGCAGCUAGAUACAUUCUUGAGAGAGUUGCAGAAGCUGCUGGUGUUGUAGUCUCAUUCGACCCCAAACCUAUUCAGGGUGAUUGGAACGGUGCUGGUGCUCAUACAAAUUAUAGCACAAAAUCUAUGAGGACCGAUGGUGGAAUCAAUGUGAUCAAGAAGGCCAUUGAAAAGCUGGGGCUGAAGCACAAGGAGCACAUUGCUGCAUAUGGAGAGGGCAAUGAGAGGCGUUUGACUGGCAAACAUGAGACAGCAGACAUCAACACAUUUUCCUGGGGUGUUGCUAAUCGUGGGGCAUCUAUCCGGGUUGGUCGUGACACGGAACGAGAGGGCAAAGGUUACUUUGAAGACCGUAGGCCAGCUUCAAACAUGGACCCCUAUGUUGUUACAUCCAUGAUUGCCGAGACUACCAUACUUUGGAAGUCUUAAUCAACCUAUGGGCCUCAUGAACAGAAUGUUAGCGGUGCAUUGGAGAGAUUCCUAAAUGUUUGUGGAGAAGAUUCUCAUUCAAACUUAUCUUUUUGGCUUUGAAUUUUGGCCAUUUCUCCUAGUAGGAACUGUGUAAUAUUAGAAGUUAGAAUCUAGGGUGCAUGUUCAGAGUACAGUUUGUGAUUAGAUCUGCGUUCAGAACACGGUUUGUGAUUAGAUCUGUGUUCACAGUGGUGAAGUCUUGGUUCACAUGUAUGAGCUGAGAACCGCUUGCAAUAAUUUGAUGAUUUUCCAUGCUGUCAAAUGGGAUAGAAUAAAAUUGCCGUCAGGUUGUCACUCCAGUUAUCACUCCAGCCAAGUAUUCAUUCAGUUCAUUCUCUCAAAUGCAGCCUAAUAAUUUUAUAAGGGUAUAUGAAAUUUUAUUAUAGCUUAAGUGUUU
Molecule: messenger RNA, 1703 nt
Organism: Cryptomeria japonica (Japanese cedar)
Lineage: Eukaryota; Viridiplantae; Streptophyta; Pinopsida; Cupressales; Cupressaceae
Product: glutamine synthetase nodule isozyme
Exons: 13
Coding region: 188-1264 (358 amino acids)
Cellular component (GO): cytoplasm
Molecular function (GO): glutamine synthetase activity
Source: RefSeq, a predicted model, not a curated record